Molecule: messenger RNA, 135 nt
Organism: Racocetra fulgida
Lineage: Eukaryota; Fungi; Glomeromycota; Glomeromycetes; Diversisporales; Gigasporaceae
Source: the annotation of a GenBank genome assembly
GCUUAUGAAGAAAAGUUAAAAAACAAUUUUAAUGAAAAAAAAUUAAAUACUCGAACUAGUUAUGAUGUUGAAAAAGAAUAUACGAUUAGUUCAGAUGAUUUAGAAGAUGAGAAAUUUAAUAAAUUGCGCCAAGAA